Rhizopus microsporus ATCC 52813 is the source of this 1713-nucleotide messenger RNA. Its product is annotated as translation initiation factor eIF-2A. The record is from RefSeq and is a predicted model, not a curated record. Gene Ontology annotation, molecular function: mRNA binding; translation initiation factor activity; protein binding. Gene Ontology annotation, cellular component: cytosolic small ribosomal subunit. Lineage: Eukaryota; Fungi; Mucoromycota; Mucoromycetes; Mucorales; Rhizopodaceae. The coding region runs from base 1 to 1713 and encodes 570 amino acids. The transcript has 8 exons. Gene Ontology annotation, biological process: translational initiation.
AUGUCUGCCAGACCACUUACCCAAUUCUCGUUUCGUUCUCAAAAGGAUUUGACAAUUUGGAAUGGCUAUCCUGAGCUAAAGCCUACCAGCCAAUUCGCAAAACCAGAAGCAGCCGCUCGUAUGUUCCUGUACAGUAAACAUGGUCAUGCCUACGCUUACUCCACCAAUCAAUGUGUGAAAGUGUUUGAUGCCAACAGUCUGGAACCACGAUGCGAAAUUAAAAGAGAGAACGUGAUCGACUUUUGGUUCUCACCUCAAGGAAGUUAUGUUGCCACUUGGGAACGUCCCUCCAAGCGAGAAGAUGGUUCUGCAAACAACAACUUGACCAUUUGGGAUGCAAAGACAGGGCAGGAAAUUGCAGCUUUCAGCCAAAAAGCUCAAAAUAACUGGAAUUUUCAGUGGACAGACGAUGAAAAAUACUGCGCUCGUAUGGUCACUGGUGAACUUCAUUUUUGGGAAAGUAGAAAUGUUGGCAAAGCUGUAUGGGCCAGACUUCAAAUCGAAGGUAUUGCUCAGUUUUCAUUAAGUCCAGGCAAAUCUCCCGCUGUUGCAGUAUUUGUGCCUGAAAAGAAGGGCGCUCCAGGCGUUGUUCGUAUGUAUAGUGUUCCCAACUUUAAGUCACCACUCUCGAGCAAGACAUUCUUCAAGGCAGACAGCGUGACGCUCUAUUGGAACGAUUUGGGUACUAAUCUCCUUGUGUUAACACACACUGAUGUGGACAAGUCUAACAAAUCAUACUAUGGCGAAACAAACCUUUACUACCUUGCCGUCGCUGGCAAUUUUGACUGUCGCGUGCCUCUUGACAAGGAAGGUCCUGUUCACGAUGUUACUUGGGGACCUGAUUCAAAAGAAUUUAUUGUCAUCUACGGUUCUAUGCCUGCCAAGGCUACUUUAUUUGACCAUAGAGCAAAGCCUGUUCAUGACUUUGGUAUCAAUCCUCGUAACUUUGUUCGAUAUAAUCCUCAAGGACGUACUAUUUGUAUUGCUGGUUUUGGAAACUUGAACGGUACUGUCGAUCUUUGGGACAGAAAGACGUUGAAAAAGCUUAAUACCUUCUCUGCAUCCAACGCCUCUCACUGCGAAUGGUCUCCCUGUGGUCGAUUCCUACUGACUGCUACCAUGACGCCACGUCUUCGUGUCGACAACGGAUUCAAGUUGUGGCAUCAAUCGGGCACAUUAGUGUAUGAAGAGGAAAUCGAAGAGCUCUAUCAAAUUUCAUAUCGUCCUCAACCUGUAGCACUUUUCCCCAUGCGAUCUAUGUCGCCUCCACCUACACCCGUCAAGAUACUUCCAUCCAAGACAAGCGCAGCCAAGACAACAGCAAUUCCUUCGGGAGCUUAUAGACCACCUCAUCUUCGUGGUGGUGGUAAACCUAUGUCACUUUCUGAACGUGCGGCUGCCUUGAAUGGUGUUGGCAAGGGCGCACCUUCCCAGAGAAAAGUUGUUGGUGCUCCCGUAGGUGGAAAACCAAAGAAAAACAACAACCAAAAGAAAGAGUCCAAGAACGAGUCAGAGAAUAACUCAACUACGGGUGAUGCUGCAUUAUCGACUGAAGAUAAACAAAAGAAGAUCCGUAACCUGGAAAAGAAACUUAGACAAAUUGCAGAAUUAAAAGAGAAAAUGGGUCGUGGAGAAGAGUUGGCCCCUGCUCAGCAACAAAAGGUUGCCAGUGAAGUGUCUAUCUUAAGGGAGAUUGCCAACCUGCGUCUCUAG